GGGUAGGCUUCUAAUUAGGAAGGUAAUCGAUUCACAUUUAGGAAGCCCGCGCGGGAUUAUCAAGAAUCCUGAAUCACCCGAAGAAAAAUGUCAGCUUCCUGUCAUUUAAAGGAACUUCCAUGGAGUAAAUCAGAAGGAUCUCUGGCUGACCUGGAUGAUGGAAGCUUUACAAGAAGUGAUUGGAUAGAUGACAAGGAAAAUGAAUUAUAUCUGAAAUCACUCUGGGCUGGAGAAUUUAAGCAAGAUGCCCCUGGUGGGUUUAAGACAAAUCCAUUUUGGAAGGAACUGUCAGCAUCCAAUCCUUUUUUAGAUGACAUAGCUCAAUCGUGCAACAAAGAAAAAAGCAAUAGACAUAUAUCUAUCUUGAAAGAAGAUCCAGAUUUAUUUUUUAGAGAUUCAAAUGGUAGGGAUUCUGCUGCCUCAUCAGGAGAUGAAUUAAAUAUUGACUAUCUAUUUUGUCGCAAACCUUCCAAAAGAUCUACAAAAUCUAGGAGUGUUUCAGACCUUUUGGAUAUUGUAGAUGUAAGAUGUGAACUUUCUAGUACAGAAUCAUCCAACUAUAUCAUACCUCCAGAAAGUGAAGCAUUUCAGAAUGACCGCGAAGCCUAUAAGACAGCUUGGUUGAAUCAACGACAACUGGCCCGAUCUUGUCUGGAUUUGAAUGUGAUCAAUCAGAGUCCUGGAUGGGCACAAACCCAAUCUAUAGAAACCCAUAUAGUCUGCAAAGUGAAUUAUGAAGGUGGUUCAGUGCAGCUUCCUGACUCAGAUAUUGCUGUUCAUUUCCCUGAAGGUCAUGUGGCACUCGGAGAAUUCCAAGAGGUUGGCCUGCAGGCAAUUCUUGAUUCUCCAUCACUUAAUCAUGAGUUUUCAACCACCUUGACUCCUUUGAUUGAACUUACCUUGAGUAACCUCAAUACUACUGAAGCUAUUUUACUAGAAAUGAAAAUUGCGGCUGAAGUAAAAAAGGAUCCUUUUAGUCAGGUAAUGACUGAAAUUGUUUGUCUGUGUAGUUGCAAUAAGGAAGGUCCAUUUGAAAAAAUGCACAAUUGUUACAUUCAUAAAGAUACUGUACAAGUGAAACUAACAGACCUUAGUCAUUUGAUGUAUAUGGUUGUUGUAGCUCAAACAAAUACAGUUAAUUCUCUUGUAAGUGUUUGGGAAUAUAUCCACAGAAAACUUUCAGUUGGGAUUUAUGGACCAAAACAUAUCCAUCCAUCUUUCACUGUUGUGUUUGCUUUGUUUGACCACAACUAUGUUCCUGAGAAAUUAACAGUAUGUGACAUUAAAAGGGGAGGAAAGAGUUUGCCCCCAGUUAUUUUCCAACUAUGGGGAAAACACACGUUUGUACUUGAGAAACCACAAGACCUCAGCAUUUCUGUUGUCUCCUGUGACCCAGAUUUUGAAGUGAAGGAAGAAGAACAGAGGAAAGAAAUUAAAGAAGGAAAAUUGAAAGGAGGUGGAGUGAUUCAUCAACAUUUUCCAUUUUCUAUAAUCAGCAAGAGGAAAAUACAUAUUUUUGUCUUCCGUGUUCAAAUCAAAGUCCCAGAAAAUAACCUGGCAUGCCAGUUUUACAUUACAACACCUGAACCACCUCCAAAGUUAUUAAUGGGCAUGACUAACAAGCCAAACCGAAUUGAAAAACGUAAGGAAAUAAAAUCUGCACCAUUACUAUUAAUGCCCACCAUAAAAUACCCUACCUUUCAAGACAAGGUUUUAAAUAUUACCCGCUAUGGUAUGGCAUUGAAAACAGUGUUACGUCAAAGUAAAAUUGACUAUUUACUAGAAUAUUUUAAAGGCGAUACAAUAGCAAUCCUUGGGGAAGAUAAGGUCAAAGCCAUUGGACAAACUAAAAUAAAGGAAUGGUAUGUGGGAGUUCUUAGAAGAAAAGUUGGCCUUGUACACUGCAAAAAUAUCAAAAUGAUAACUGAAAACCAGACUAUGGAUGUUGAGGAUAGUGAAAUCAUGACCAGCAGCCUCCUUGAACAAAUUGCACUGCCUUUUAAAAAAUUGACUUAUAUCUAUUCAACAAUCUUAUCCACAGUAUCCGAGAACAUAAAUGAUUGGAAAGCUUUGGCUGAUGCUCUUCGAUUUUCAGAUUUGUCCCAGGAUGAUUUCAACGAGUUACAAAUUGAAAAAGAGUCAGAAAAAGUAGCGUAUAUUAUGAAGAAACUCAAAGAAAUUUGCCACGCUCACAGAAGCACAAGGCGAUUCCUGUAUGAACUCUCUGUUGCACUUUUAAAGCUAGAUUGCCAAGGAUUAGUAGCCCGUAUUACUCAGGAUACAGUUAUUUUUACUGCAGCUGUAAAACUUGGGAAGGGCUGGAGAGAGUUGGCGGAAAAAUUAGCACGACUUACAAAACAACAAAUUGAUGCUUACGAAACUCCCCACCAUGGCAAAAGUGGAGAAGUUGCUCCAGAGAUGAUGUGGAAACCAGCUUAUGAUUUUCUCUAUACCUGGGGUGCUCACUAUGGAGACAGCUACAGAGAUAUGUUGCAAGACUUGCAUUUAGCUUUGGACAAAAUGAAAAAUCCUGUGACCAAACAAUGGCGAGAAAUAACUGGAGCUCUGAUCCUGGUCAAUUGCAUGGAGGUUCUUCGGGCCAGCGCUUUCUCCAUGUUGGAUGAAAAAUAAAAGUCAUCUUCAAAUUUAGAAAGAUAUUCUAUAACCAAUCUUCCUGGAUUGUAAAGCAGUUAAACAGGAACAUUUGCACCAAGGAACAUUUAGAGUCUCUGUGAAAAUUAAUGCCUAUAAUGUAUAGCUUCGACUUUUAAAAAACUGAGUCAUUGAUUUUCAAGCACCACCAAUUUUACCUCAUUUUUAUUUAAACCUAUAUACCUAGCUAGCAUUGAUCAAAAGAACACAAAUGCAGUAACCAUGAUUUGCACAGACUUGUGAUAGAAUGCAGAAUAUUUCAUAUUGGAAAUGCAGUAUUGAUGCUAAGAAGCAAGUUUUCCUUUCUAGAGAAAAAGAAUUUUUCCUAGAUAUUGGCCCAUAGAGCUCAAAUGUUAAUUCAAUUCUAAGUCAAUCAAGAAUACAUACAUUCAUAUAGAUAUGUUGCUCUAUGACAGUCUUCCCAGAUAUGGUUUCCUCUAAAUAGUUAAGACCGCAGUUCCCAGAAUUCCCAGACAACAUGAUCAAUAAUAUGGAACCGGUGAACUUGGAGACAAAUUUGGGAAGGCUGCUUUAUGAUAAUCAGGCACACUACUUCAUUGUGUGUAUCAGCUGGAUACUGUAUAUUCCCUUGGACUUAGUAUGCACUGGGCAUUGAUUUCCAGUAGAAAUUAGGCAUUGAGCCAGGUAUCUUUAUAACUGACUCAUGCUUCUCUCAAUGAGAGCUAAGCAGGAGAUACUGUAAAGACUAAAUUCAAGGAAGUCUUCACCAAUUCACCUAUUUGUUAUCUGGCUUCAGAAUAGCCAACUGCUUCUCUUACCUAUAAUUGUCUACAGGUCUGUCUUGUUUUGGAGCAUUUAAUGACACUUGUCCUUCCUAUCAACCUGCCUGUGGACUUUUUCAGGAAUGGCAGUUUAUUCCCAGCAAAUUAGCAACAUGCCACCAUCUCUGUGUGG
This is a messenger RNA of Python bivittatus (Burmese python), 3567 nucleotides long. It is a transcript of the gene MACC1, whose product is annotated as MET transcriptional regulator MACC1. The record is from RefSeq and is a predicted model, not a curated record. Gene Ontology annotation, cellular component: cytoplasm. NCBI's taxonomy places the organism in Eukaryota, Metazoa, Chordata, Lepidosauria, Squamata, Pythonidae.